CCAGGAAUAACAACAUGACUGUUUCGGUGGGUUAUGCACGUUACGAGGGUUACAUGAACGCACCAUGACACAUAGCCGGCUAACUUGGGUAAUCUGAUUUAUCGUCUCGGUUAAGCGCACGUAGCUAACGUUAGCCAGGAUUACCAUAUUUAGUUUUCUAUCUCUAGCGUUUAAUAUCCAUCUGACGUCAAAUAGCCACCCAUUUCAAGAAUGGCAUCGCUUGGGGAGCCCGUGCGGUUGGAAAGAGAUAUAAACCGUGCUGUUGAACUGCUUGAUAAACUCCAGAGGACAGGAGAAGUUCCUCCCCAGAAGCUGCAGGCGCUGCAGAGGGUCUUACAGAGUGAAUUCUGUAACGCUGUCAGAGAAGUUUAUGAACAUGUGUAUGAAACCGUGGACAUCAACAGCAGUCCUGAGGUCAGGGCCAACGCCACAGCAAAGGCUACUGUGGCAGCUUUUGCCGCAAGUGAGGGACACUCCCAUCCACGUGUCGUGGAACUGCCCAAGACAGAAGAAGGCCUGGGUUUCAACAUAAUGGGUGGAAAGGAGCAAAACUCCCCUAUAUACAUCUCGCGGAUCAUCCCAGGUGGCAUUGCUGACCGACAUGGAGGACUGAAGAGAGGCGACCAGCUUCUCUCUGUAAAUGGGGUGAGUGUGGAAGGUGAGCACCACGAGAAAGCUGUGGAACUCCUCAAAGCAGCGCAGGGCACAGUGAAGCUGGUUGUAAGGUACACGCCCAAAGUCCUAGAGGAAAUGGAGUCACGUUUUGAGAAAAUGAGGUCGGCGAAGCGCCGGCAACAGAACAACUACCCCCAGUAGGAUUUUUUUAGUUUUGGUGCUCUGCUCCCAUGUCCUCCUAUAGCCUUCUGGCUAUUUGUUCUGGUCUCUUUCUUAUUUUCCUGUCCCAAAAAAGCUUCACAAACACAAAAAUUUAGUUUUAGUUUCUUCUCACACAUACUGUUCAUUGUGCUUCUACCCGUUUCUGUAGCAUUUUUAAUAUUCACCAUUGUUACACUGGACGCUACAACUCUAGACAAACACUAUAAUGAUCAUGAUUGUCAGUGUAGGUGGUUGCUCACACGUGUGCAUUAUUUUUGAAUUGACAAUUUGACUGCAACUUUGAGUGCUUUUGAGACCAACUACACAAUUCCUUUGUCUGGAAAGGUAGUGUUUUCAAUUUUAUCACAGCAGCCAAGUGCCUCAGGGCAAACAGUUAUCUCAUGUACUGUUUUCACCAUUAUAUUUUCCUUUUUAAUGGUUUAAAAGUCAAGUACUGUUAAUUAAAUGCUUGUUGCAGGAAUUACUGCUUUGCAUCUGUUAUUGUCAAAUUGGAUGUAAAUACAUGGUAGACCUAUGUGAAACCCUUUUUAAUUGUGCAAACUUAAAGGUGCAGUUUUAUUUUAGCUACCACUCCACAGGCUUGUGUGCAGAAGGGAAGCUUUAGAGGAGUUGACAGUUUUAAUUAGUUAAAGGGAUAUUUCACUGCUGAAAAGACAGAGAAAAGCCAGAAAAUGUAUUUUUGGCUCAUGUGGCUGAAAGACGACUCCCAGAAUGCACUUGCUUCGCUUCCCUACUAGUCCACUUCCAAGCCACGCCCACCAAAAACAGACAUAAUAGACAGUCAAGUCAAAUCAAAUGUGUUUUAUUGUUAUUUCAAUCAUAUACUGUACACAAAAUGUUUCACUGUGGCUCAAGUGGUGAUUCACAUUCACAGGCUCCGUAAAGUUCAUCUAACACAUUGGUAACGUUAGGGCUUGGUGUUAACACUGAGUACAGACACCGCCGGUAAUUUGCUUGAAAUGUAGAAUGGUCGUUUAACAGUCACAAACUCCACCAGCGGUGAGCAGUCAGUUGGAUACGAGCACCCCAUUUCUGCACCUGUCCGUGUAAACACAGCCCACCUCCACGAGUCUUACCCGGCAACAGAGCAGCCUGGUAGCUGGAUAGUCCGGUAACUGUUGUUCAGCCAUGCUUUCACAAAAACA
Molecule: messenger RNA, 1982 nt
Organism: Etheostoma spectabile (orangethroat darter)
Lineage: Eukaryota; Metazoa; Chordata; Actinopteri; Perciformes; Percidae
Gene: lin7c
Product: lin-7 homolog C (C. elegans)
Exons: 5
Coding region: 211-816 (201 amino acids)
Molecular function (GO): protein binding
Source: RefSeq, a predicted model, not a curated record